Molecule: messenger RNA, 4693 nt
Organism: Drosophila melanogaster (fruit fly)
Lineage: Eukaryota; Metazoa; Arthropoda; Insecta; Diptera; Drosophilidae
Gene: sv
Product: shaven
Exons: 13
Coding region: 293-2827 (844 amino acids)
Biological process (GO): DNA-templated transcription; regulation of DNA-templated transcription; post-embryonic development
Cellular component (GO): nucleus
Molecular function (GO): DNA binding
Source: RefSeq, marked reviewed
AGUUUCGCUCGAGAUCUCUUGGCGUACGCUUCAAGAUCCACCUGGAAAUCGUGUUGCUUCGUGGAUUUUUAGCCAACAGGUGGUUCGCGCUGUCUUUUUUACCUUUCAAGGCUUAGAUUCCUUGACUCAGUGAUGUUGUUAGUGUAUAAAUUCGUAUUUGAACGUUUUCACUACCUUAACUGAGUGACGCUAAAUAACUAAUAAUUUAUUGAAAUUCUUUAAAACAAUUAUAUGUUAACCAAUCUUUAUAAAACGAAAAUAUUCAGAACUUAUACAUUUUGUUGAAUCUUUGAUGCUUAUAAUGGAUAUACAGACAUCGACACAUCAUAUCCAUGGGCUCGGAACACAUGAGCUCCAACAUCGUAUUUUACAUCCACACAUUCUACAUUCAACUCAAGAAGAAACCCUUAAUACAAGUACAGGCCAGCUAGAGCACGAUUCCCAACAUCUGCAACAACAUCACCUCACUCAUCAUCAGCAACAGGACGUUUCACCGACUUUGCACAAUUUACAAAACACCCGCACUGGUGAUAGCCUGAGCACUACUAUUAAUACAAAUCAAAAUCAACAUGGUCAUCAACAUCUUUCCGGAAGUAACAUGUAUACCUCGUCUCAAAUGGAAGAUAAGUCAAAAGCGAACAAGUAUGAUGAGUAUUCAAGCCGGACACUGAGCAACAUUUCGGAUGCCAAUACGACGCCAUCUGCAAACAAUUUCAUAACACAAUCCCAAGGAAUAGAGUGGAUAACAGCCAUGAAUGAUAUUCAAAACGGGGCAGAAGACUCACACAGUUCGCAGGGCAGUAUUUCGGGUGAUGGUCAUGGAGGCGUUAAUCAACUUGGUGGCGUAUUCGUUAAUGGUCGCCCACUUCCCGAUGUCGUUCGUCAGCGUAUUGUGGAGCUGGCCCAUAAUGGGGUCCGCCCAUGUGACAUAUCACGUCAAUUACGUGUUAGUCACGGUUGUGUGUCUAAAAUACUUUCAAGAUAUUAUGAGACUGGUAGUUUUAAAGCUGGUGUUAUUGGCGGGUCCAAACCUAAAGUGGCCACUCCCCCGGUUGUAGAUGCAAUAGCAAACUAUAAACGCGAAAAUCCCACAAUGUUUGCUUGGGAGAUACGAGAUCGACUUUUGGCAGAAGCUAUAUGCUCCCAAGAUAAUGUUCCCAGCGUUUCUUCGAUAAACCGAAUUGUAAGGAAUAAAGCCGCCGAGAAAGCCAAACACGUACAUCAUCACCAGCAGCAUCAUGUUUCUCAGAGUCUGGGUGGGGGGCAUAUUGCCACGGAAAGUGUUGACAGCAGCACAGGAACAAUCGGAGAACCGCAGCCACCAACUAGUAAUAGCAGUGCUAAUUCUGUAAACACAAACGUAUCGGCGUCGGCGAGUGUACACGCAUCUAUUCCAACGUCUGGCACUGAUUCUGUCCAAGUUUCAGUCGGUCAUAUCAAUGCCAAUAGCAAUGAAACCACCCAUAUAAACUCAACGGCUGAACAAAGAACGACUGGAUAUAGCAUAAAUGGAAUAUUAGGAAUACAACAUGGACACCAUUCUCACAACAACAAUAACAACAGUAGCGUAAACAAUAACAAUAAUACGGAAUCAAGUUGUAAACGCAAAAGAAUUGAAGCACAUGAUGAGAACCAUGACACAAAUAUACAUUCCGAUAAUGAUGAUGGAAAACGGCAACGUAUGUCAACGUACAGUGGCGAUCAACUUUAUACCAAUAUUUGGUCAGGAAAAUGGUGUAUAAAAGAUGACCAUAAGCUACUUGCCGAGCUAGGCAAUUUGACAGCAAGCACCGGAAAUUGUCCCGCAACCUACUAUGAGGCAUCGAACGGAUUUUCAACAACCCCGAUAUCAGGAUCUGGUGCCACAGCAUCUGGCAACGAUACGUCUAUGCUUUACGACAGUAUUACAACGAUUUCGCAAACUCAAAGUUCCAUUUAUACACCAGCAAUCGGACCUUCCAUUGGAACAGGUUCGCUUACCCCGUUAGUUCCUAUUAGUAUGCAUGAAAUGAAGCUUAGCGCAAAUUCAAUUCAGGAACAAACAGUCCCUCCCUUUUACACAGCUCUAGCAUUUGACGGAAACUACACAUCAAUGACCAGUUUGGAAAAUUGUUCAUCCUUAGUCGGGCAAGAACACAUUGUAAUGCCAGAAAGCUCGGAUUCGAAUACCCUUUGCCCGAUUAGUACUAGGAUAGUGCCAGACAUUACGGAAACUAAUAGUACUCGUGUUAAGGAACCCCUGACGAAUAGUGAUGGAUGCAGCGAAGAUAAUAAUAAGGAACCUGAAAAGUCUAACUCUUCGCAAUCCAGUGAUCAUAUUGCCUCGCCACAUCUACAUCAUAUAGGAGAAGAGCAAUUGAGAGGAAAUAGACGAUCAAACUUAAACGCAAGCACGCAUCCAUCUUCUCUAAUACCUCUGCAGCCGAGCGGAGGAUCAUCGUUACUAAAUAUCAACCCGUCUGAAAAUCGAUCAGAUGUUGAGCUCAAUCUAAGUAAUAACGUAGGCCUUUAUUCAACACCAACAGUGCUACCAAGUUUUAAUCACUACUCCGCAGGCUGCAGCUCAGUUGUACCCGGUUCAGAUUACGCCUACAAUCCUGCAUAUACCCAGUAUGGUGGAGCUUACGGAUCAUAUGGUUACGGCACUGGCAGUGGCUUGAUAAAUUCGUCCUACUACUACGAGAGCGGACAAACACAAUCACCAUUAACACACGAUCUGCGUUCACCUUUAGUAGCAACACGCGCGAACUCUCUAGCAUCAGCUGCAUCACCCGGAAGCGGAAGUGCGUGCACAAAAUCCGAAUCAUCGGAUAUUUUUCUUGCUUAAUUAAGCUUAAUAUAAAUAGUGAGUAUCACAACACAAAUAAUACAUCAAAUUUUAUUAACAUUUACAUAAUUGAUUCAUGUUGAAAUAUUACAAUUUUGUUAAAGUAUUUCUCAGUGUUUCUGUUUGCUGUAAAUACUCACACCAGUAUGAUUUAUAAUGAAUCAAAUUAUACCAAAUCUUAAAAUAAAGUACACUUUGAUUAAAAUUCAAGAUUGAAUGAGAAGAAUUUAUAAUUUUUCUAGAAAAAUGCAUUUAUAAGAAUUUUAAUUAGAAUGAUUUGUAUACUUUAUAACCAGUUUUUCUUUCUCUGUCCAAUAAAAACGAGACUAGAGAAUAUUUAAGUAUAUAACAAGAACAAACAUCACUACAUGUGAAAAACAAAAUCUGUGCAAAAAGAUUCGCAUUUAUUAAUAAAUUUAGGUUACAAUAUAAGCAGGUAUAUUUAUAAGAGCAAGGAAUAUGAAAUAUUACAAAAAUAGUAAACCACUCAACUACAUACCUAUGAAACCAAAAUGUCCAUUACGGCAAAAUCAACCAAAAAUGUUAGAACAAAAGUUUAAAAAACUUCCAAAAUAUAUUUUUAGCUUAAUAUUGUUAAGCUACAAAAGUAUAAGAAUUAAUAUAAAAAUGUAAAUAAAUAAAUGACAAUUAUAAAAUAUUUUUGAGUCAAUAAACGCGCAAACUUGAAAGCCUACAUAAUUUAUACUCGGUGCGCAUACUAAAAACUAUGUUAUUAACUAUAAUAUAAAAUGAACAUGGAGUCAAUUAAUCCAUGAACUGCAAUAACAUAUUUUCACUUUAUUUCUAUUAUACUUAUUUUAAAAAAAAAAGGUGAAAUACUUUGAUUGUUAAAAUAAAAUAAAAAUAACUAAGGCGAAUAGAAAUUUUGUGUAAACCUUAUCACACACGGCUUUAUUGCAAGCAAUUCUUCUUUUCUAAAAUAACUUUAGCUGAAAAUAUAGCUUGGCAUUUUUUAUUCUUCAAAAAAUAUCUAAGUGGCAUGGUAAUUCGGCUACCGUAGAAGCCUUGUGCGUACACAAUGCGUGGUUUUCUUGGCCUUUGUAAGAUACACAUCAAAAAUCAAAAACCUGUAACAUUGUUUCAAGACAUAAUGCCCAACCAACUAGAUUAAAAAUAUAUAAAUGUUUAUAUAGGAAAGCACAAACCAAAUUUUUAUGUAUUUAGACAUAAACAUCUACAUAUAUCUUAAUAAAUUGAUAAGUUAAGCAAAUUAUAUAAAUAAUUUUUAGCUUUAUUGCUCUAUUAUACAACGAUCAGGGGAGGCAGCCCAGGGUAAAAACAACAUUUAUUUAUUUAUUUAUAAUUUAUUUUUUACCCUGCUUGCUGUAUUAAGAGCGCUGUAGUUAAGUACGUUACCUAUUACAACCCAACACUCUGCCUUUUGUGGACAUUACAGUUGGGGAAUUCGAAGUCGUGUGAGCAGCUAAAACAGAAGGGAAUGAAACCAGGAAUUAUACGUAUGUCAUCUCUUACUCUGGGUUCAAAAAAUAGAUUCAAACAAUAUAGCAGCAGCGAACUCCUGCUGAAUUUUGAAGCUAAACGAAGCAGCCUAAAACAAAUCAUCUACUUGAGUGGAACACCGCUAAAUGGUUUUUCCGGUUCAAAGCUAAAGUGACUUACGGAUGGUUAAUGUGAUGUAGUGUAGUGUGGUUUUAGGGUUUAACUUAAAUGUUAAUGGGCAUUGUCGCUCAUGGUCGUGUAGGUUUUGAUAACUUAACAAUUUCUGUUCAGAGCUCGUUGUUAGUCAUUUGUUGUCUGUUAAAAGCAAGUAGCUGAUUAUAUUCCCCUCCAGACUUUGAAAAAAGUUUUUUAUAAGAAAUAAAGUGUAGCUCUGAAUACCCUUUC